UCAGGGUGGAUCCUGCUGGAGAGCGCUGGAUGGUCCCUGGUCUGAGAAAGUACUCCUGUGACGUCUCUCUGGACCCAAACUCAGCUCACAGACGCCUACUUCUGUCUGAGAACCAUCGGACUGUGACACUUGUGAAGAAGAGGCAGAAGUAUCCAGAUCAUGAGGACAGAUUCAUGAACUGGACUCAGGUCCUGAGCUGCACUGGCCUGAGCGGGCGCUGUUACUGGGAGGUGGACUGGAGCGGGGAGGCUGAUAUAGGAGUGAGUUACGAAGAGAUCAGUCGGAGCAAAGAGGAGCGGGAUUGUGUGUUUGGAGACAAUGAUCACUCCUGGAGUCUGAGGAUCUAUGAUGAUGGAGAGUAUUGUGUCUCUCACAACCGCAGCUCAACACGACUCCCCCGCUCCUGCCACUCAGAGAGAGGGGGCGUGUUCUCUGGUAAAGGGGGCAUGUACUCUGUUAAUGGGGGCAAGUCCCCUAUUAAUGGGGGUGUGUCCUCUGGUAAAGGGGGCAUGUCCCAUAUUAAUGGGGGUGUGUCCUCUGGUAAAGGGGGCACAUUCUUUGGCAGAGUGGGUGUGUUCCUGGACUCUGAGGCUGGAACUCUGUCCUUCUAUGACGUCUCCUCAGAUGAACUGUUCCACAUCUGGACCUUCUCUUCGUCCUUCUCUAAGCCUCUGUUUCCUGGGUUUGGACUGGAUAAAGAAGGUUCCUCUGUGACUCUAGUGAAAGAGAAAGACAAAACAGAAGAGAAACUGGACUUGACCCACGAUGAGGACACAGCAACGAGAACAAAAGAUAAAGAGAAAUAA
Molecule: messenger RNA, 806 nt
Organism: Boleophthalmus pectinirostris (great blue-spotted mudskipper)
Lineage: Eukaryota; Metazoa; Chordata; Actinopteri; Gobiiformes; Gobiidae
Product: stonustoxin subunit alpha-like
Exons: 2
Coding region: 30-806 (258 amino acids)
Molecular function (GO): protein binding
Source: RefSeq, a predicted model, not a curated record